Tetrahymena thermophila SB210 is the source of this 489-nucleotide messenger RNA. Its product is annotated as lysozyme protein. The transcript has 2 exons. The record is from RefSeq and is a predicted model, not a curated record. Lineage: Eukaryota; Ciliophora; Oligohymenophorea; Hymenostomatida; Tetrahymenidae.
AUGUACAUCCCAUGCAUUAAUAAAGAUACUGAUGCCCAUCCAGAAUGCAGAGUUAGUGAUUAAGUAAACAAAUUCUUGGCUGCCACUUCGGAUAUCAAUCACUAAAUUAUUUGGAUUAAAAUUUCAGCUAAUGAUGACGAAAAAUGUAAAUGGACUAAUGAUAUCAAUUUCAAUUGCCAAAGAACAUAAGAUAUUGCUAACUAUUUAAAAGUCGCUUCUAAUAAAAAAAUUGGUUACUUUUCUACCUAAGAAGACUGGAUCAAAAUUUAUGGAGAUAAAUAUGGUUGUUCUGAAGCAUCAGAUUUAUAUAAUUUCUACCCUCUCUACUACAAAUAUUUAGAUGAUUAACCUAAUACUAAAGAGUUCUUAGAUCACAAAUUUGGAACUUUUGGACCUCAGGCCAUGAAAAUGUAUAAGACAACUGAUCAAUGCAAUGCUUAAUUGAAUAUAAAUAUUUUAUAUCCAGAAAAUUUGUCAAUAAAUUUAUGA